GUUUUCCGAAUGAGACAGGGUGCGUAUAUAGUAGACUGGCACUAUAUAGCCUCUAUAGAGGUUAUUUUCUCCAUUCAACUGCAAGCAAGAACCGCUGAGACACUGCACACAGCAAGCUCUUCACUGCACACGACAGGAUAGAGGGAUUUCUUUACUCCUUUUCCAAUAUAACAUGGAGGUGGCACCUUGUGUCCAGGAAGCUAGUAGCCACGCAGCAUCGCUGCUGGCAAGUCUAAACCUCCAAAGAGAACGAGCUCAGUUCUGUGACUGUGUGGUCAGACAGAUACAGAGCCCGGGUCAACUGCACGCUGCACACAGGUGUGUCCUGGCAGCCUCAAGUCCAGUGUUGGCGUCUAUCUUGUCCUCUACUGGUGCCCUGGUGGAACUGCAGGCUCCAUGUUUGUCUGACUCUGUGCUUGCACUUCUUCUGGACUAUAUUUACACAGGGGCAUUGCCAUCCACUCAUAGCCAGCACCAGUAUUACAAUCUGCUCACUGCUGCCUGCCACCUGCAGAUGGAUGAACUGCAGAAUGCCCUGAGGGCUUUGCAGACUGAGGUGAAAACUGUAGAUAAUGUAAAUGCCUCCAAUCAACCACAUGAAGACAAGUAUUUGCCAUCAUCACUGGAGAAAAAGGAUCAUCAAUAUCCACCCAAUGUGGACACAUGCGAUAAUAUAGAUCCAUGCAGAAGUUGCAGCGAAAAUGAUGCAAACCACUGUAGCAAAAAAGAUGGAAGUGCCUUCUGUAGUAUAUCUGAAAGCACUGAAAGUGACAUCAAUACAGCUAACUGCAGACCACAGCAAUUGAUUCAAAACAUCAACUGCACCACUGAAGUGCACAGGGUUUCUGGAGUAGACAAAGAGGUGCAAAAGGAUCCGUUUCACUCAGCUCAUUCAGCUGGCACUAUAAAACCAGAGAGCUGGCAGAGGGGCACAGAAGAUGAGCCAGAGCGGACAGUUGAGAGCAAGAUGAGGUCAAAUUUACUUUGCAUUGCUGGGAUACAAGAGGAAGAGAUGAGCACAGCAGCAGAGGAGAAGCAAACUAACAGAAAAGAGGAAGACAAGACUCCAAUCCGUCACUCUCCCCUUCUUUGUCUCUCGACCUCUCACCUUAAGGGCUAUGUUUCACCCUCACAGUACUCCUCCUCAUCCUCUUCCUCAUCACCACAUCCAUGCUGUGGGGCAGUACCUGUCAUUUGUCACAGCAGUAGUGCAGGAGUGAUCCAGUUGGCAGAGAUGUCUCCAAUGCGUUCUCCUUACCAUCCAGUAUCUCAAGCCCCAGUCAGCUCCAGCAGGGCCUCUGACCCAGAAAGCAUUAACAAUGAGAGCACUGAUGAAGGUACUACCACUAGACACAAGAAACAUUGUGCAGUACAGAAUCAGGAUUGCAGAAACAGUAAAGAUCACAGUAGGAGUUGGGAUUACAAGCAUGUUUCAAAUCAAUCUGACAUCCUAAAACAGGUUUGCAACUGCAGCAAUGCAGAUGAUUUGAUAGGACAGAAUGAUGAACAUACGAGCAAUGGAUUAUCCCCCAUUACAGAUCAUAAUGAUAGCCAUGCUCAUUGUUAUUCAAUUCACAACAAGAAUCCUAUCAAACAUUUUAGGGAUGAUUCAGGGCCACAGAAUAGGGAUUGCAGCAGUUUUGCCAGAAGAUUAAAGUAUAAAAAUGAUCUUAAUUUUGAGGGUGUCCCCUCCAAGCAUCAGGGACUGGAAGGUUCAGAUUGCCACAAUGUCCGGAAGGCAACAGAGGAGCAGUCCAUUCGCUCACAAGAUCCGAAACCUGAUGUUCCACUUCCUGUACAGGAUACAGACACAGGAAAUGGCGCGUGCUGUGGAAGUUUGUGUGCUGAAGGAGAAGCGAAAGAGGAAGACGGUUACUCGAGGUGUCCAGCUGAAACAGAUAAACAGGACGGCCACUGCAACUUGGAUAGAACUGAGACAAGCACAAAAGCUGCUGCUUCUAGCCAGCAUGAACGUGACUCAGACAACACAGACAGAGGUAUGACAGACAGAAGUCAUAUCUCCACCACACUUGAAUCAUGUCUGGAUAGUGUCACUGGUGGUCUCUCUGGCUUUGAACGCCGCACAUCUAUGGAGGUUGACAAGAUGUCAGGCGCUGAGAUCACAGAGCCAAACAUAGCUUUUACUGUGGAUCACAACAUGUCUGACUCUACGUAUAGUGUUGUGGGGCCAUCAUACUAUGGACUUCUUCAAUAUCACUGCCUACCACAGGAGGAAGAACACUUAUCAUACGGAUACUCUGGUCGCAGACGCUCCAACUUUAGCCACCCUGAUCAUUCAGACCAGUCCAGUGAUGAGGAGGAGGUUAAUGGCUUUGCCAGUCCAGGUUACAAUCCUCUGAGGCAGCACUUUGCUACAGCGAGCACAGACCAGGUUCUGCUGCUAGACAUUAGUGCCAAACCUGCUGAGUUGCUAGUUGCUAAUGCAUUCGGCCAAAAGAAAACAUUUGGAAGUGGGUUUGGGAAUACUGAUAGAGAGAAAAGGAAUGAAGCGACAUCUGUAGCAGGGGUUGACACUAGAUCUUGGGUUGGGGAAAUUAAUGUUAAAGAAAGAAAAUCUGUCAGUAAAGAUCGAAGCAGGCCAGGAGCUGAGGUUAUACAUAAAGCUAGGGUUGCUGAGGGGAUGUGCGACCUUAAAGAGGGUGAUAACCAGACCACUGUCUUGACAGUCUGUUCCCCUCCUAGUGUGCCAGACUCUCUACAAGCCUCCAUGUCAUCUACCUUGUCUGUCUGCAUACCUCCUACCCUGCCAGCCAGUACGGCAGCAAAUAUAUCAGCUCAUCUGUCAAACCCUGUUCACCACCCCUUCCAGUGCUCUCUGUGUGACCGUUCCUUCAGCCAGCGAGGCUCUCUGAAUCGACAUGUGCGGAGCCACCUUGGUGUACGGCCCUUCCCCUGUCCCCGCUGCCCUAUGACUUUUUCACGUCAGUACCGUGUCACAGAGCACAUGCGUGUUCACCAGCGCUGUGUCCUCAGGAGUGACUUUCAGAAGCCCCACGUGUCUUCAACUUAGGACAACAAGGAGAGGCAUGAAAGUUAUUGUCUUGUCCGCCUGUCAUUGAGAAAUGGCACUAUUCAAAGGCAUAGAUUUCCUGACCACAUCGGGCAGGGGGACACAUAUGAAACAGGGGAGGUUGAGUUCAUCCCCCACGGAAUUUCGAGCAUCAGACGCUUGAUAAUUUCCCUCACCCUGGUCAUUUUUCUGCAUCAAUUUGUGGUGAUGAAAGAAAUGAAAGACCUCCGCCACUGCUGCUUUCAUAUUCUUAUUGGGGGGAUCUCACAUGUUCUCAAUAAGAGGGACGUGUCCCUGCACCAAACGAGAGUCCAUCUAGCUGGUGACCAUAGUGGAGCAUUCAGCUGCUACUGAGCCAUUUCCACCCAGGACCGAAUGAAUGCUUACAGCAGUUUUAAUAUUUUUAUUGUAACAAUGUAUCCAUUGACAAUGUGAAAACUGAAUGACAAUGUGAAAGGAGUUGCUGAUGAACCUACAGAGAAUUAUCGACAUUAAUCUCGUCACUCUCAUCUUUUUUUUAAAAAAAAAAAAAUAGCUGCUCAUGUAUCGUUUUGUAUGUGUAUAUGAUAUAAGAUGUGUCGGAUCUUGAUUUAGAUUUGAUUAGAUUUGGUGUUUUUCCAGUUUUCAGAUUUUUACAUCAACUCUUUAAAUGAUACUAAAUAAUAAUAAUAAUGAUAUUUAAGUUUGAAUUUGAUGUUUGGUUUUGCAAAUAAAGCUACAAACACAAUCUGAA
Messenger RNA from Epinephelus fuscoguttatus (brown-marbled grouper), 3764 nucleotides. RefSeq lists its product as uncharacterized. The transcript is spliced from 3 exons. Lineage: Eukaryota; Metazoa; Chordata; Actinopteri; Perciformes; Serranidae. Gene Ontology annotation, cellular component: nucleus. Gene Ontology annotation, biological process: regulation of transcription by RNA polymerase II. The record is from RefSeq and is a predicted model, not a curated record. Gene Ontology annotation, molecular function: DNA-binding transcription factor activity, RNA polymerase II-specific; RNA polymerase II cis-regulatory region sequence-specific DNA binding; protein binding. Bases 173 to 3031 code for a protein of 952 amino acids.